Messenger RNA from Ornithodoros turicata, 2235 nucleotides. RefSeq names its product Na(+)/citrate cotransporter-like. Bases 102 to 2147 code for a protein of 681 amino acids. Gene Ontology annotation, biological process: transmembrane transport; citrate transport. Lineage: Eukaryota; Metazoa; Arthropoda; Arachnida; Ixodida; Argasidae. The transcript is spliced from 15 exons. Gene Ontology annotation, cellular component: membrane. The record is from RefSeq and is a predicted model, not a curated record. Gene Ontology annotation, molecular function: citrate transmembrane transporter activity; succinate transmembrane transporter activity.
UCGUGAUAUAACACCAUUUACUCUUAUGCUAUGGCCCUGUUCUUUCAUGUGCUCUAGAUGCAUCGAGGAUCUCUGGCGUAUCAUCGUCUUUCCUGAACACCAUGCAAGAGGAGCGAUGCACCAGUCAAGCUUUCAUAAAGGAUUUACCUAUACUCGUGGGCAUUCUGGCUCCUCUUCUCAUGCUUCCCGUACUGGCAGGUGGAACAAAGGAAGUAAAGUGUUGCUACUGCAUUUCAAGUACGCUGACCACGCUCCUGACAGACGCUCUUCCCAGCCAAGUAGCCGGCUUCUUGCCCAUGCUCAUCCUCCAAGUACUUGGCUUCCCCAAUAUCCAGCGGUGUUACAUGGCUGCAGGGAGGAUCUCGUUGAUAUCCCUAACCAAAGUCACCAUCUUACAGCCUGCUGCUCUGAGAGAACUGGCUUCCGUGUUGUUAGUACUGUGCAUCAACUGCACAUCCUUGGUGACGCGAACUGCACUAGCAAUCCUGGAGUACUGCGGAACGCGCAUGCGUGCAAUUCUUUUAAGCUGCCUCUGGGCUACCGUAGCUACUUCCUUGUUCCUGGACAGCACUGCCGUAGUCAGCGUCAUGGUAGCAAUCGUGGGGCGCCUGGUCACUGCAAUUCAGGACGACGUCAUCCAGGCGUUCCACCAGCGUUCACUCUUUCAGAAAGCAACUGAAGGGUUUACCGCAAUUAGGAGAAAAGGACUAGAAGACGCCCUGUUCCGCAAGCCGGAAGACAAAAACAACUGGACGAAUAAGAUUGCUCCUGUACAUUAUGAGACAAACUCUCGCUCAGAGGAGCCAUCUUGCCAGAGUGCAACGCCCCGCGGCUCAACAACAACAGAGGUUCCGUCGGUAGAGUUACAUAGCCCUCCAAAGCAGCCGGCAUUUCCGUUGAAGUCGUCUCUAGCAGCUGCAGGAAAGCCGGUGGGGCGUCCCAAGCUGCAGACGUCAAUCUUCGAAAAAGGGAAAGUUAUAAAUCCUGGCGUCGCCUCACCGACUCCAAAGCCUAGUCUUCGCGAGAAUGUGAUGCGUCAUGCGUCUUCGACCUACAUGAAGCCAGGGAUUCUGAAUGACGUCGCCUUCUGGGAAAGCCAGAGGUACAAGCGCAUGGAGAGAGAUCUCAUAAUCAGCGUUACCAUGGCUUCCUUCUUAACGUCCGUGAUCAGCCUAGCAGGGAACCGAGGGAACCGAUACUUUGUGGCAUAUUUUAAAAUGCGUUUCGGUCAGGACGUGAUAACGCACACGAUCUGGUGGAUGCUGAUGCUCCCUGUCGUGAUACCGUCCAUGAUUGCAUGCUGGAACCGGUACAACGCCAGGAUCCUGCAUAAAUAUGACGCACGCUUGAACAAGGAUGCAGCCAGGGCCAUUCGAAAAUGUCUGAAAAAACAGAAAAGUAAUCUUGGGAAACACAGGCGACUGGAGCUCCUGGUUGCUGCACUAUUUGUAUCCUGGCUCUUGUCCAGGAUAAUCGUAAUUAACGAAGACGUCGAGGAACACUAUAACUUUGCUACAAGAAGUUUGAUGUUCGACUACCUAAUAGUUGUACUCCUGUUUGCCUUGCCAUGCUACGGGGAGCAAAUAAGCUACGUAGUCGACGGGUUCCUCGGCUUCCAGGAAAUAAAGCGAAACGUCCCAUGGAGCGCCAUCAUAAUUUACGGAGGCAGCACGUCCAUGGCGUUUGCGAUGCGGAAUUCCUCGGUAGCCGACUGGCUUCUGCGCGACCUUCCCUACAGCAGCAACCACGGCAGGCUUUUCACGCAAGCCUUCCUUACAAUGUGGGCCUCACUGAUAACAGAACUCGUGGGGAAUGUGGCGACAGUCUCUAUGUUACUUCCUAUCUCCGUCGACGUGGCGCUCAAGAUUCCAUGCAAUCCACUAUACUUUGCAAUUCCCAUCACAGCUGCAUCUUCCACGACCCUGAUAUUUCCUACUUCGUCCAUGGCCAUGGCCAUCAUGCAAGAAAGACUCCAGCUCAGUCCCGUAAACCUGGUGGUGGCCGGCAUGUUCUUCAAGUCUAUUGGUGUGGUGACUGUGCUCCUGAGCGUUGGUACGGUGGGCAACGUGAUCUUCACCUGGAGCAAAGUACCCAUUUGGGCGACCGUUGAAGCAAUCAAUGCUACCGCUCAUUUUCCUGUUAAAUAACGGCGGCUUCAUACUGAAUAGUAUACUUCACCUAUAUUUCUGUACACAACGUGAGAAUAUUUUGAAAAAGUUACAAUAGGCAAACCUG